This is a messenger RNA of Trypanosoma conorhini, 1176 nucleotides long. RefSeq lists its product as uncharacterized. The transcript has a single exon. NCBI's taxonomy places the organism in Eukaryota, Euglenozoa, Kinetoplastea, Trypanosomatida, Trypanosomatidae. Bases 1 to 1176 code for a protein of 391 amino acids. The record is from RefSeq and is a predicted model, not a curated record.
AUGCAGCGCAGCGUGUCAGGCGAUGUGGUGAGUGACCUUUCGACGGCCUCUCCUGAGGCGGCGCUGCGGCGUCGGCCGCUCUUCACGCUGGGGUGGGAGACGGUGCUGGCGGAGGAAGGCGCUGCGCAGACCGCCGCCACGCUCCUCCAUGACGACGACGGUGGGAUGCCUGCAGUGGGCGGGGAAGCCGACAGUGGAGAGCAGGCUGCCUUAAACGGCCGCGCUGCGGCGGCGGCGCAAGCAGCCACGGUGGAGGAGGUGCAGCGCAGGGCUGCGUGGGGCGUGCUGCGGCGCGUGGACGCUCCAGCGGCGGGCAAUGUGUUUGCCCCCACUGCAGAGGCGGCGGUGCGGGCGGAAGUAAGGUGGUGGACUCCUCCCGUGACGCCCCACAGACCUACGCCCGCGGCGUCCCCGCCGGCCUGGACGCGGCCGUCAUUUGUGGGGGACGGCCCCCCGCCUCAGCCUUCCGCGCGGGCUGGGGGCGUGAUUCAGCUGCAGGAGGUGUUCCCCGCCAUCGGGGGACGGCGCCGGCGCCGCGUAGGGGGGGCAGGCGCCAGCGGAGGCGACACCGCGGACCGGUGGCUCCGUGAGCCGCAGGAGGUCGGGGCGGUGGGGCCAGGCGCGUGGGAGCUGGAGCGUUUCCUCCCAGGCGGCCCCGGGCAGGGGUCAGCACGCGUCGUGGACGACGUUCAGGCCGCGAUCACCACGGCGGAGCGAGGGGAGGAGACAUCCCCGGCGUCGGAGGAGGAGCGAAGCACCUUUUCCUGGCAGGAGCUCAUGCAGGCAGUCGGGAGGCGCGAUAUCGAGGAGGCGGUGAUGGGAGGAAGAAGAAGAGAGGAAGCUCUACAGGCAAGGGAGGCGUCAGAGCCGCGCCAGCUGCACUGGCCUCAGGAGGAGCCGAGGUAUAGUGGAGAGGGCCCAGUGCUCCUGCAGCGAGAAAAAAUAGCAGCGGACGCAGAGGCCGUUGGGGAGAUGCAAAGAAGAGCACGGGAGUUGGCGCAUCGCGUGUUAAUGGCGGAGCGUGCGCUUGCUGAGGAGCGCGCGGAGUGUGCCGCGCUGCGCGAGGACCUGGCUCGCUGCCUGGAGGCGGUCGAGCUGCCGCUGCAGGCAAACAUGAACGCUUUGCGUGAGUUGCGGUCCGAGAACAGGCGCCUUUCUCGCUGGCUUGGGUUAUGA